AGAUGAUCGUACUCCAUCGCUGACAAAAUUUCGUAGAUGAUCGCGGCAAUUUCCGGUGAAUGUUUUUUGGAUGCAUGUUCUCUAUUCGGUGUGUAAAAUUUCCGAAUUUUAGGGGUCGUUUCCAUCUCUUAGAAGAUCCAGCUCGCGCGGCAUUGUUUUUAUCGGAUUUGCGUUGAAAUCGUUUUAGGAGGAAGAUAAGUAUCCAGCAAUUGAUUGAAUUUUGAGGAAGAAAUUAGUGUAAACUUAGAGAAAAUGCGGAGAUCGAGGGUGGUUCAUGAAGGAUGGAUGGUGAGGUAUAAACGCAGGAAGAUUGGGAGAUCAUAUUUUCACAUGCGAUAUUUUGUGCUCGAGCCUCGAUUUUUGGCCUAUUACAAGAAGAAGCCCCAAGAUGGUGUGGUACCACUGAAGACUCUUCUCAUUGAUGGCAACUGUAGAGUGGAGGACCAAGGAGUCAAGAGUCUCAAGCCUAACAAUGAUCAUAUGAUUUACGUUCUGUCAGUUUACAACAAGAAAGAUAGUUCCAAUAGGAUGACGAUGGCAUCUUACAGCAUUCAGGAGGUUCACAAUUGGAAAGAAAAACUUGAAUCUAUUAUUGAUCAGCAGCAAGGGUCAAAUUCUGCUCAUGGUAACAAGUACUUUUCUUUUGAGUAUAGAUGUGGCUUGGAUACUGGGAGAAAUGCUUCAUCGUCAGACCGUGAUGCUGCAGAAGAAGAAGAAGAUGAUGAUGAUGAUCGUCCAGAUUCUCCACACCAAACGAUAGGAGAUGGUCCCCCUGAGUCUGUUUUUGACUGGACGGAUGAAUUAGAUUCAAAUUUACACAUUCAGAAUUUCAACAGUCAGGCCUUUACAAAAAAUUCCUGGCGCCUGCUUCAGUGCCAAAAUGGGCUUCGAAUUUUUGAGGAGCUUCAUGAAGUUGAUUUUCUUCCAAAGAGCUGCAGCAGACCAAUGAAAGCUGUUGGGGUAGUUGAGGCUACUUGUGAAGAAACGUUUGAGCUCAUAAUGAGAAUGGAUGCUACGCGAUGCGAGUGGGAUUGCAGUUUUCAGUAUGGUAGCUUGGUUGAAGAGGUAGAUGGACAUACUGCUAUUCUAUAUCAAAGGCUUCAGUUGGACUGGUUUUCAAUGUUUGUAUGGCCUCGUGACCUCUGCUAUGUACGCUAUUGGCGUCGAAAUGAUGAUGGGAGUUAUGUUGUACUGUUUCGUUCUAGGGAGCAUGAAAGUUGUGGCCGACAACUAGGAUAUGUGCGGGCUCAUAUUGAGAGUGGAGGGUUUAAUAUAUCACGUCUAAAGUCUCAUGGUGGCAGACCUAGAACAAAGGUCCAGCAUCUUAUGCAAAUUGAUCUUAGAGGCUGGGGAGCUGGUUAUUUUUCAUCAUUUCAGCAACACUGUCUUCUUCAGAUGUUAAAUAGUGUCGCUGGCUUACGAGAAUAUUUUUCUCAAACUGAUGAAAGGGCCAUAGCUCCUAGGAUGCCACUUAUGGUUAAUAUGACAUCAGCUUCCGAUCCUUCAAAGAAAAAUGAUGACGAAGAUUUUCAGUAUGCUGGUCAAGAGGUUUCUACGUCAGAGGUUAAUGACACAAGAAAUGAGUCCUCUGACGAUGAACCUGAUCUAGACAUGAACUUUUACUUUGGCAACCUUCGCCGCGAUGAUCAGGAAAAUGCCCGUAAUUGCUGGACAUUAUCUGAUGGGAACAACUUCAGAGUACGUGGUAAGAAUUUCUUCAGCGACAAAUCAAAGACUGCUGGCGGUAAGCAUCUUAUGGAUCUUGUUGCCACAGACUGGUUCAAAAGUACGAAACGAAUGGAUCAUGUUGCCCAACGCCUUGGGUGUGCAGCACAAGUUGCAGCAGAUAGAGGACUUUUCUCUAUUGUUAUUAAUCUCCAAGUACCUGCUGGAUCCACACAAUACAGCAUGAUUUUUUACUUUGUAACAAAGAAUUUAGUACCAGGAUCUCUCUUGCAACGGUUUGUUGAUGGAGACGAUGAAGCCCGCAAUAGCAGACUGAAGCUUAUACCAUCAGUACCAAAGGGCUCUUGGAUCGUGCGGCAGAGUGUCGGAACCACUCCUUGUUUACUGGGAAAAUCAGUUGAUUGCACCUAUAUCCGCGGCCCCAGUUACUUGGAAAUCGACGUUGAUAUCGGUUCCUCCACCGUGGCAAAUGGAGUACUGGGACUUGUGAUUGGUGUUAUCACAACGCUGGUUGUAGACAUGGCUUUUAUUGUACAGGGUAACACGCCGGAGGAGUUGCCAGAGCGAUUGAUCGGCGCCGUCCGAAUUUCUCAUCUAGAAUUAUCAUCAGCACUAGAGCCCAGAGAGGAAGAUGAUUUUUGAUUCAAAUCAAGUUACAAUCACCAGUUUUCAGCGGCACCCGAGGCCCUCAAAUAUUGUUUUAUUGCACUUGCACCAGCUAUAUUUUGUCUUUGAUUUAAAUGCUUGCUGCACUUCUCUAAGAGCAUUUUCCAGUCGUUUUCA
Molecule: messenger RNA, 2469 nt
Organism: Salvia splendens (bonfire salvia)
Lineage: Eukaryota; Viridiplantae; Streptophyta; Magnoliopsida; Lamiales; Lamiaceae
Product: protein ENHANCED DISEASE RESISTANCE 2
Exons: 24
Coding region: 253-2328 (691 amino acids)
Molecular function (GO): lipid binding
Source: RefSeq, a predicted model, not a curated record